Messenger RNA from Jatropha curcas, 821 nucleotides. The record is from RefSeq and is a predicted model, not a curated record. NCBI's taxonomy places the organism in Eukaryota, Viridiplantae, Streptophyta, Magnoliopsida, Malpighiales, Euphorbiaceae.
ACAAUUUAGCUAAGUGCUGCCCGAUUUCACCGCCAAAUUGAAUAUCAUAACAACAAUGCUUCGUUUAAAUAUGCUUCGGCUUUCUCUUUCAACGCCAUCAUCCUUUUCAAAGUCGCAAUACGCAGUGCCCAGAUUCUGCGCAAUGAGCAAUUAUGCGGCGUCGUCUUCUGGGCUCUCAAGCAAGCUCUUUUUCGAGAAGGAGUCCUCUACUUAUACCUAUUUGCUGGCUGAUGUUGCUCACCCUGAUAAACCUGCUCUGUUGAUUGAUCCAGUUGAUAAAACAGUAGACAGAGACCUCACCCUUGUAAAAGAGUUAGGGUUAAAGCUAAUUUAUGCUAUAAAUGCUCAUGUGCAUGCUGAUCAUGUGACAGGAACUGGAUUGAUAAAGACAAAGCUUCUUGACGUGAAAUCUAUUAUUGCAAAAGCUAGCAAUUCAAAAGCUGAUCUUCUCAUUCAAGCUGGUGAUAAAAUACAUUACGGCGAUUUGUUUCUGGAGGUUCGAGCUACCCCUGGGCAUACAUUAGGUUGUGUUACUUAUCUUACUGGAGAUGGGCCUGAUCAGCCACAACCAAAGAUGGCUUUUACUGGGGAUGCUUUACUAAUACGGGGAUGUGGGAGAACUGAUUUUCAGGGCGGAAGUUCACAUCAACUUUAUCAGUCAGUGCAUUCACAGAUAUUCACCUUGCCCAAGGAUACUUUGAUCUAUCCUGCUCAUGAUUACAAGGGAUUCACUGUAUGGAGCCAUUUCUUACCUCUGUUAUAUAUCUGAUUUGUCCAGCUGAUCAUGCUAACCUUUGUUGUGACGCACAGGUUAUACUGUU